UUUAUAGCUUAAAGAUCAGCAAUUCGGACAGAAUGUUUUCAUCAAGCAAUAUUUGGCACAGCAGCAGAAGACCUUCGAAAUUCAGAAGGAACAAAAACGAAAAAUGGAGGAAGAGGAGUCUGCUCAGUCGGGUACAGAUCAUGGUGAGGAGUCGGUUGAAGAGGCAGGUACAAGCACGCCCACUACUCCUACAGCCCCUCCUGCUAAGCAGCGCCGACGGUCAAGACAGGAUAGCACACCUAGAAAAGAGGAUGCUGAGGUAGCACUUGAGCGUAGCACACUGCCUGACAACAAUUCAAGCAACAAGGAAGAGAAGCAUGUACCAAUAAGUGAAGAGAAUGAGCGCACAAGAGGAAGAAGACGAACAAGACUUUCUCGUGGCAGUAUCCCACCUCUUGAAUCUGAGGCUAAAGAUAAUGACAGUGGAACGACACAACAAAUUGCUGCAAAUAAGCAGGAAGAAGUACUGCCCCAGAACAAGACUAUCAAAGAGAAGGAACGUGGAUCUACACAUAGAGAAAUAUCCAAACAUUUGGAAAUUGGCUCCGCCCCUGUAGAGGUACCUAAAAAAGAUGAUAGUGAGUCUGUUCCAGAAAUAUCCAAGCAGAAGGAUGAUGGGUCUGUCCCUCCAGAAAUAUCCAAGCAGAAGGAUAGUGAGUCUGCCCCUCCAGAAAUUACCAAACAGAAAGAUAGUGAGUCUGUCCCUCCAGAAAUAUCCAAGCAGAAGCAUAGUGAGUCUGCUUCUCCAGAAAUAUCCAAGCAGAAGCAUAGUGAGUCUGCUUCUCCAGAAAUAUCCAAGCAGAAGGAUAGUGAGUCUGCCCCCCCCAGAAAUUACCAAACAGAAGAUAGUGAGUCUGCUUCUCCAGAAAAUAUCCAAGCAGAAGCAUAG
Priapulus caudatus is the source of this 889-nucleotide messenger RNA. Its product is annotated as polycystic kidney disease protein 1-like 3. The transcript is spliced from 4 exons. NCBI's taxonomy places the organism in Eukaryota, Metazoa, Priapulida, Priapulimorpha, Priapulimorphida, Priapulidae. The coding region runs from base 104 to 889 and encodes 261 amino acids. The record is from RefSeq and is a predicted model, not a curated record.